GAGAGAGAGAGAGAGAGAGAGCAAAGCAGAGCGCCACCGUGAGCUCAACACGGCCAGCCAAGGUUACUCAUCAGUCUGCUGCACUCAGCUGCUUCUCCUCCACCGAUCCUGUAUGGUAAAAAAAAAAAUGGAGACCUUAAAUCACAAACUAAAUGCCUACUUUGAAACAUGGAUGGGUCCCAGAGAUAAGCGGGUGCAGGGAAUGCUCCUGCUCGACAAUUACCUGCCAACCUUUGCACUCACAGUCAUGUACCUUCUGAUCGUGUGGCUGGGGCCCAAGUACAUGAAGCACAGGCAGCCAUAUUCCUGCCGAGGCCUCAUGGUGCUCUACAAUCUGGGAGUCACCUGUUUGUCCUUCUACAUGUGCUAUGAGCUUGCUACGACUGCAUGGUACGGUGGAUACAACUUCUACUGCCAGAACACCGACAGCGCGCCAGAAGCGGAUAAAAAGAUCAUAAGUGUCCUUUGGUGGUACUACUUCUCCAAGCUGAUCGAGUUCAUUGACACCUUUUUCUUCAUACUGCGGAAAAACAAUCACCAAAUCACGUUUCUCCAUGUCUACCACCACGCCAGCAUGCUGAACAUCUGGUGGUUCGUCAUGAACUGGAUACCCUGCGGUCACUCAUAUUUCGGGGCCUCCUUGAACAGCUUUGUCCACGUUGUGAUGUAUUCCUACUACGGCCUCGCAGCCAUUCCCGCCCUCCGACCCUACCUCUGGUGGAAGAGGUACAUCACCCAGCUGCAGCUGAUCCAGUUCUGUUUGACCGUGACGCAGACGGCGUUGGCGGUGGUCUGGCCGUGCGGCUUCCCCAUGAGAUGGCUGUACUUCCAAAUAAGCUACAUGUUCUCGUUCAUUGUCCUUUUCUCAAAUUUCUACGUCCAGACAUACAAGAAGCGCAUCGAUUCUCAAAAGAAGGAGCGCCAGAACGGUUCCUCUGCGUCGGUAAACGGACACGCCAACGGAACGGCGUCGAUGGAGCGCACAGCACCCAGAAAGCUCAGGGUGGAUUGAUAUUUGAGAAACUACCGCCAGUUUCCCACUGUAGCCCGUUAGGUUAUGCUGCUAGAGUUAUAUGUAUAUUUUUAUCUAGAAUAGACCAGACCAGCAUUCACUUCAGAUAAAAUAAGCCACAGACAGCACAUGCAGAGACUUUUCCUUUAUUUCCCUCACAUAAGUACAAAAUAGGUCUGAACUACUGAAUCGUUAUAGCUCUAAGUGACGAGUACUGUAGUAUUCUUGAAUCUUUACACUUGCGCCUCCCUCGCCUUUUGGUCGGUGAAUUGCUAAGAAAAAACUCAGUGCAGACAAACAUACAGUCAGAAAAA
Poecilia latipinna (sailfin molly) is the source of this 1326-nucleotide messenger RNA. RefSeq names its product ELOVL fatty acid elongase 5 (gene elovl5). The transcript is spliced from 8 exons. Bases 113 to 1012 code for a protein of 299 amino acids. Gene Ontology annotation, biological process: sphingolipid biosynthetic process; fatty acid elongation, saturated fatty acid; fatty acid elongation, monounsaturated fatty acid. The record is from RefSeq and is a predicted model, not a curated record. Gene Ontology annotation, molecular function: fatty acid elongase activity. NCBI's taxonomy places the organism in Eukaryota, Metazoa, Chordata, Actinopteri, Cyprinodontiformes, Poeciliidae. Gene Ontology annotation, cellular component: endoplasmic reticulum membrane; endoplasmic reticulum.